Messenger RNA from Diceros bicornis minor, 627 nucleotides. It is a transcript of the gene EDA2R, whose product is annotated as ectodysplasin A2 receptor. NCBI's taxonomy places the organism in Eukaryota, Metazoa, Chordata, Mammalia, Perissodactyla, Rhinocerotidae. The transcript is spliced from 4 exons. Bases 1 to 627 code for a protein of 208 amino acids. Gene Ontology annotation, biological process: tumor necrosis factor-mediated signaling pathway; positive regulation of canonical NF-kappaB signal transduction; positive regulation of JNK cascade. Gene Ontology annotation, molecular function: tumor necrosis factor receptor activity. Gene Ontology annotation, cellular component: plasma membrane. The record is from RefSeq and is a predicted model, not a curated record.
AUGGAUUGUCAAGAAAAUGAGUACUGGGACCAAUGGGGACAGUGUGUCACCUGCCAACUGUGUGGGCCUGCACAAGAGCUCUCCAAGUACCACCAAGAAGGUGCCUUCCAGUUGAGCUUAGUGAAGGCAGAUGUACCCACAGUGACACCUCAGGAGGCCACACUUGUUGCACUGGUGAGCAGUCUGCUACUGGUGUUUACCCUGGCCUUCUUGGGGGUCUUCUUCCUCUACUGUAAGCAGUUCUUCAACAGGCACUGCCAGCGUGGAGUUUUGCUGCAGUUUGAGGCUGACGAGGCAGCAGAGGAGGAAUCUCUCUUCCCCAUGCCACCUGGCCAGGAGACCGGUCCUGAGUCCCCACUGAGUGAAAGCAUCUUUGAAACCCAGCCACUUAACCCCAUCCUGGAUGACGACUGCAGCUCGACUCAUGGCUUCCUCACACAGAAGUCUUUUACCAUGGCCUCCUGUACUUCAGAGAGCCACUCCCACUGGGUCCACAGUCCCAUCGAAUUCACAGAGAUGGACCUGCAAAAGUUUUCCAGCUCUGCCUCCUAUACUAGAGCUGAGACCUUUGUGGGGAACACAGAUGAAAGCUCUGGAGACAGAGCUGGAGCUCAACGUGCCCUUUGA